GUCAGUGGUUCCGUACUGACCAGUCCGUGUUACGUCUACUCAAUAACCUCCAAUUUCGUCUUCCAAAAGGCGUGUGUCGUCUCCUGGAUAUUGUGUCGUCGUUUCGUCGAAAAGUGUGCCGUGGUUUUGCGACUCACGUCACCUAUAGUGUCCCAUUAUGAGCGCAGUGAACCGUUUUUUUUUUUAAUAUUUGCACACAACUUGUUCAUACAUCGUUCGUUGCAAAACAAAAUGUUCGUUCACAACAGAGAGCACAAAACAUAACAAAUAUCACUUCACUUUGAGUACAGUUUUCUGUUACAUGUUUACAUAGAUAUAAAAAAUUUUCUGUGAAACGUGUACGUAUACAUUUACAUUACAUUGUUUGGUGAUACAUAUAGGUGAGAGUGGUGAGACUUGAUCAGUGGGGAUACUUGUUCCUCCCAUUAUUUUGGCCAUUUUGGGGAAUUAAUUUUUUUUUUGUUGGCAUCAGUGUUUCUUGCCAUCCACUUUCCAUUGUUGUAAUUUGCAUCUGUGAGUUUAACUGUUGUUGCUGUCCAGUAAGAGGGAAAGAAAGAUUUUUCACCGAAUUAACUUUUAUUUUGAACUAUGGGUCUUACAUAUAAAAAGAAAGAGGGAGUCAAAGCUAGGAAAAAAAUUGACUCUAGAAGUAUGGAACUUGCAGUAAUGGCGUGCCUUGGGGGAAAAAGUUUCCGAGGAGCAUCAAAGGAAUUUCAAGUCCCACUAAUGACCUUAAAACGCUAUGUUAGGAAGCAGUUAAGUCAAGAUACUGAAAUUUCUUAUUCUUCUACAUACAACAAGUCUCAAGUGUUUUCAACUGAGGAAGAAAAUUCUUUAUGUGAAUACCUGAAAACGGCAAGCAAAUUACACCAUGGCCUGAGUGCAAAAAGUGUGCGUGCAUUUGCAUAUCAAUUUUCUUCUGAAAAUAAAAAGAAAAUUCCUGAAAAUUGGAAGAAAGAGGGCAAAGCUGGAAAUGACUGGUUCAGAGGUUUCAUGAGAAGGCAUCCUGAACUCUCUCUUCGUACACCAGAAGGAACCAGUAUAAACAGAGGAAGCAGCUUUAAUAAACACAAUGUUAGACAGUUUUUUGAUAAUCUUCGCCAGAUUAUCACUAGGGAAGUUCUUGGUCCAGAAUCUAUUUGGAACAUAGAUGAAACGGGUCUUACUACAGUCCACAAACCAGGAAAAAUAGUGGCUGUAAGAGGAGAGAAACAGGUAGGAAAAGUGACUUCUGCCGAGAGAGGUGAACUUGUGACAGCAUGUUGUGCAAUAAAUGCUAUAGGAGGCCACAUCCCACCUUUCAUGAUCUUUCCACGUGUGAACUGGCAGGACAGGAUGCUGCAUGGAGCUCCUCCUGGAACCAGUGGUUCCACUCAUUCCAGAGGUUGGAUGACAGCUGAUAAUUUUGUUUUGUUUUUAAAACAUUUUCAUAAGUAUGUAAAAUGCAGUGCUCAACACAAAGCACUUAUAAUCAUGGACAAUCAUGAUAGUCAUAUUAGUUUGGAAUCCUUACAUUUUGCAAAAGAAAAUGGAAUUACUCUUUUGACAAUUCCUCCCCAUACAUCCCACAAAAUGCAGCCCCUUGAUAGGUCAGUGUAUGGUCCACUGAAGGCAUAUUACAAUUCUGCUGCAGGAGACUGGAUGACAGCGCAUCCAGGGAAAACUAUCUCUAUCUAUGAUAUCUCCGAGAUUUUUGGUAGAGCUUUCCCUAAAGCUUUUACACCCAGCAAUGUGAUUAGUGGUUUUCGGGUUUCAGGCAUAUGGCCAUUUAACUCUGAUAUAUUUACAGAUGAUGAAUUUUUGUCUGUAUAUACAACAGACCACUUACAAUCUGUGGAAAUCUGUGAUUCUCCAAAAGAGUUUGUUUCAUUAUCAACACCUUCAUCUUCUGGAAUUAGACCUAGCGCUAUUGGAUACAGAUCCUUUGAAGAUAUCAGACCACAUCCUAAGGCAGCAGCUCACACUACAACUAGACGAGGAAGGAAACGAGCAUGUACCGCAAUCCUAACAAACACACAGGUAAAAGAUAAACUUGAGGAAGAACUCAGAGCAAGAAAAGCACGAAGAUUGAAACCUGUGGGAAGACCUAAGAGGCUGAACUUUGAAAACAAGAAACAAACGUAUAAGCCAAAAGUAGAAACUUCUGAAAGUGAAGAACUGUCUCCAUGUGAGUUUGAUAAUGACUUGGAGAGUUUGAGUAACAGUGAUUCUGAUGAAAUUUUGAAUGAUGAACCAGGCACUGGAAAAUGGAUCAUUGCUACCUUCCAAACAAAGAAAUCUGAAAAACAUUAUGUGGGAGAGAUUGUCAAUGUUCCUGAUGAAGAGAAUUUCACCAUAAAAUGUGCGAGGAAGAUAGAGGGUCAACGGUUCAAGUGGCCAGAAACUGAAGACAUAUGUGACAUUGAAAGGAACCAAAUUGUACGAGUCAUUCCAUCUCCAGCAUUUUCUUCAAAGAAUGACAGAGUUACCAGUUUCAUUUUUAACAGUGUCAAAUUUGAGGGCUUUAAUAUUCAAUAAUUUGUAUGUUUGUCUAUAAUUUCAUCAUGUUAAAUACUUCAAACACAGGCAGCCGUUAUUGACUUUCUCAAGAAGUAUACUUGUUUUUUCUUUGUAUGAAUGUGCUUUAUCUCAUAUAUGAUCUUGGAUACACUAAACAUGCUAAUUCUAAUUUUUUUACAGUAAUUUCAACUAUUUAAAAUACAUAUUUGAAAACUAAGUGACUUUUUUAUGAUCUCGUCACAUGUUUUGUAGGCUACAGAUCGCACUUCAAGCAAUGCCUUUAGAGAUCGUCAAUGAAUUUGUUUUCUAAAGUUAUUAUGUGAAUUUCUUUUGUUAGUAAA
Schistocerca cancellata (South American locust) is the source of this 2840-nucleotide messenger RNA. RefSeq lists its product as uncharacterized. The transcript is spliced from 2 exons. The record is from RefSeq and is a predicted model, not a curated record. Bases 589 to 2517 code for a protein of 642 amino acids. Gene Ontology annotation, cellular component: nucleus. Gene Ontology annotation, molecular function: DNA binding. NCBI's taxonomy places the organism in Eukaryota, Metazoa, Arthropoda, Insecta, Orthoptera, Acrididae.